This is a messenger RNA of Phytophthora nicotianae INRA-310, 994 nucleotides long. RefSeq lists its product as hypothetical. The coding region runs from base 74 to 865 and encodes 263 amino acids. The record is from RefSeq and is a predicted model, not a curated record. Gene Ontology annotation, molecular function: nucleic acid binding; zinc ion binding. The transcript has a single exon. NCBI's taxonomy places the organism in Eukaryota, Oomycota, Peronosporomycetes, Peronosporales, Peronosporaceae.
CUCUCAUAGUAAGUACAAAUUCGGAGAGAUCAAUAUUUUUUUGCUGCAGCCAACCAAAGCUCAAUUGAUUGUCAUGGCGGAAGAACUGUCCGAGGAGCGCAAGCUGAUCCUGCAAAAGCGGCGCGAGCUGCGCAAGGCUAAGAAGGCCAAGGCCAAGCAGUUUAAACAGCAGAAGCAGCAGGCACGCCGCGAGAAGAAGGCCGAGAUUGUGGCCAAAAUCCGCGCCAAGCGCGAGGAGGCACAGAGCAACGGCAACAGCGGCGAGGACGGCUGCUGGCUUUGCGGCGAGACGUCGCACCGCAAACAGGACUGUCCGAACCGCGCGGCCGGUGACUUGAACAAGACGUGCUUCCAGUGCCGUCGCCGCGGUCACACGUCGCACAAUUGUCCGCAGAAUGGCAAGGGCGGCUUUGGUGGUCAGCACCAGCAGCAGGCCGCUGUCUGCUUCAACUGCGGCGCCGACGACCACGCACUGCGCGACUGUCCCAAACCCAUGGAGAACGGCGGCACCACAUAUGCCACGUGCUUCGUAUGCGGCCAGCAAGGCCACCUCAGCAGCAAGUGCCCACAGAACAAGAUGGGCGUGUACCCCAAGGGCGGCUGCUGUAAGGUUUGCAAGAGUAUCGAACACCUGGCGCGUGACUGCCCGGUCGGCAAUAUCUCGGCAGACGGCAGUAGCGGCGAGAAGAAGAACAAGAAGACCACGUUCGCGGACGGUGACGAGGACUACGUCGACACGGGCGAUAAAACAGGAGACGCGCUCGACUCGUUCCAACUCGGUCUUGACGGGGAAGACGACAGCGACAAACAGGAAAAAGAACCCAAGAAAAGUAGCAGAGCGCACCCCAAGCGGGUCAAAUUCUAGACACCUCACCUUUCAUGAAUAAACAUGCAUGGCUUCUACCGACACUCACUCGGUCUUCUUGGCGCUCUGGCUCUUAAGAUCGUCCGGGUUGAUGUUGUUCUUGCGCAGCAGCUCGUUGAACUCCUCGUC